CUGAACUUCAAGUUUUCAAAGCCAUCUCUCUCUCUCUCUCUCUCUCUCUCUCUCUCGCUAGCAAAGGAAAAAAAAAAUGGCUUCAGCCUCAUCUUUAAACUCUAAAUCCAACUACCAUAUUCGUUCGAUCAGCUUGCCUUCAAAACCACACCCGCUAUUUCAACAAUGUGAAGAUCAUUUGUUGAGAAUAGCAGCUUCUGAUGUCUCCUCUUCGUUUUCAUCAUCAUCGAUAAGCCACAGAUUGAGUAGCCUUUUGGAUUUGCACAACUGUGUGAAUGAGUUGUUUCAGUUGCCCCUCACCCAAGAAGCUUUUGUCCGGGAGCAAAAUGAGAAAUGGGUGGAUGAGCUUUUGGAUGGUUCUCUUAGGCUCUUGGAUGUGUGUACAGCAGCCAAAGAUGCCUUGAUACACACAAAGGAAUGCGUACGUGAAAUUCAAUCGAUCAUGCGCAGAAGAAGGGGAGGCAUAAGCGGGUUCACUAACGAGGUUAGGAAAUACUCAGCCUCAAGGAAGGUGGUCAAGAAGGCUAUCUGCAAGGCCCUGGGGACUUUGAGGAGUUCUCAGAAGAAAGGCACCUUCUCUUCCACGAACAAAGACAAUGUAGCCGUGGCCUUAAUUGGCGCGUUGAGAGAGGUUGAAGCAGUCACUCUCACAGUGUUCGAGUCCCUUUUGUCCUUCAUCUCCGGAGCAAAGUCACAAUCAAAGAUGAGUGGCUGGUCUUUCGUUUCAAAGCUUAUGCUUACCAAAAAGGUUGCUUGUGAUGAAGAAGAUCAAGCCGAUUUAAAUGAGUUUGCUGAUGUAGAUGCUGCACUGAACUCCCUUUUAUGUCAAGAGGCAGGCAAAUCUGACAACGUGGUCGACAGUGAGAAUGUGCAAAGAGAGCUGCAACAAUUGGAACUGUGCAGUCAGGAUCUUGAAGAAGGACUCGAAGGUCUGUUCAGGCGAUUAAUCAAAAAUAGAGUUUCCCUUCUUAAUACUCUCAGCAACUAAUUGUAAAACUUUGGCUGCACUAUCAUGAAUAUCCAGAUUUUUGUUGCCCUAGA
Pyrus x bretschneideri (Chinese white pear) is the source of this 1041-nucleotide messenger RNA. RefSeq lists its product as uncharacterized. The transcript has a single exon. NCBI's taxonomy places the organism in Eukaryota, Viridiplantae, Streptophyta, Magnoliopsida, Rosales, Rosaceae. The coding region runs from base 77 to 988 and encodes 303 amino acids. The record is from RefSeq and is a predicted model, not a curated record. Gene Ontology annotation, biological process: root development; shoot system development.